AUGCCUCCAGCACCAGAUACCAUGCCUCCAACACCAGGCACCAUGCCUCCAACACCAGACACCAUGCCUCCAGCACCAGAUACAAUGCCUCCAGCACCAGACACCAUGCCUCCAACACCAGAUGCCAUGCCUCCAGCACCAGACGCCAUGCCUCCAACACCAGAUGCCAUGCCUCCAGCACCAGACGCCAUGCCUCCAACACCAUAUGCCAUGCCUCCAGCACCAGAUGCCAUGCCUCCAACACCAGGCACCAUGCCUCCAGCACCAGACACCAUGCCUCCAGCACCAGACGCCAUGCCUCCAACACCAGAUGCCAUGCCUCCAACACCAGGCACCAUGCCUCCAGCACCAGACACCAUGCCUCCAGCACCAGACGCCAUGCCUCCAACACCAGAUACCAUGCCUCUAGCACCAGACGCCAUGCCUCCAACACCAGAUGCCAUGCCUCCAGCACCAGAAACCAUGCCUCCAGCACCAGAUGCCAUGCCUCGAGACCAGGCAGCCCCCUAA
Messenger RNA from Candidula unifasciata, 510 nucleotides. NCBI's taxonomy places the organism in Eukaryota, Metazoa, Mollusca, Gastropoda, Stylommatophora, Geomitridae. The record is from the annotation of a GenBank genome assembly.